Gracilinanus agilis (Agile Gracile Mouse Opossum) is the source of this 4145-nucleotide messenger RNA. RefSeq names its product cyclin and CBS domain divalent metal cation transport mediator 2 (gene CNNM2). Gene Ontology annotation, cellular component: plasma membrane. Gene Ontology annotation, biological process: magnesium ion homeostasis; transport. The transcript has 8 exons. Bases 107 to 2725 code for a protein of 872 amino acids. The record is from RefSeq and is a predicted model, not a curated record. Gene Ontology annotation, molecular function: magnesium ion transmembrane transporter activity. Lineage: Eukaryota; Metazoa; Chordata; Mammalia; Didelphimorphia; Didelphidae.
UGAGGCGCUGGGGGAGGACUCCCGGUGGCAGCCCAACUGAGGUGCCGGUGCCUGCGCCUCGGGCAGCCAGAGAGAAGGAUGAAGCCGCAGCCGGAGCAGCCCCCUUAUGAUUGGCUGUGGCGGUUGUAAGCCCGGAGUAAAGAUGGCGGGCGGGCCGGUGGCCGCCGCACUGCCCACUUGGAAGAUGGCGGCGCGCCGCAGCCCCAGUGCCCACGGCCGGGAGGUCUUGCGGGUGGUGGCGGGGCUGCUGCUGGUGCUGAGCUGCUGCUGCGGUAGGGGCAGCUGCGCGGGGGGCGGCGAGGCUGAGGAGACGGUGAUCAUCGGGCUGAGGCUGGAAGACACGAACGACGUGUCGUUCAUGGAAGGGGGGGCGCUGCGGGUGAGCGAGCGAACCCGGGUCAAGUUGCGGGUCUACGGGCAGAACAUCAACAACGAGACCUGGUCUCGCAUCGCCUUCACCGAAGAGAAGCGGGAGCAGCAGAGCCAAGGGGAGAGGAGGGCUGGGGGCUCCCUGCAGCCGGAGCCAGAGAGCGGCCCCCAGCGCUGCGGCAUCCGCACCUCGGACAUCAUCGUUCAGCCCCACAUCACCCUCAAUCGCCGCACGUCGGGCAUCAUCGAGAUCGAAAUCAAGCCUCUGCGCAAGACGGAGAAGAGCAAAUCCUACUACCUGUGCACAUCGCUCUCCACCCCGCCCGUGGCGGCCAGCGACCCUGGCUCGGCGGGCAGCCCAGUGGGGGGCAAAGGCGGCCGCGGUGUAGCCGGGCUCCCCCCGCCCCCGUGGGCAGAGACCACCUGGAUCUACCACGAUGGCGAGGACACGAAGAUGAUCGUGGGGGAGGAGAAGAAGUUCUUGUUACCUUUCUGGCUGCAGGUGAUCUUCAUCUCGCUGUUGCUCUGCCUCUCCGGGAUGUUCAGCGGCCUCAACCUGGGACUGAUGGCGCUGGACCCCAUGGAGCUGCGUAUCGUGCAGAACUGCGGCACGGAGAAGGAGAAGAAUUACGCCAAGCGCAUCGAGCCCGUGCGCAGGCAAGGCAACUACCUGCUGUGCUCCCUGCUGCUGGGCAACGUGCUGGUCAACACUACCCUCACCAUCCUGCUGGACGACAUCGCUGGCUCCGGCCUGGUGGCCGUGGUGGUUUCCACCAUUGGCAUAGUCAUCUUUGGGGAGAUUGUGCCCCAGGCCAUCUGUUCCCGGCACGGCCUGGCAGUAGGCGCCAACACCAUCUUCCUCACUAAGUUUUUCAUGAUGAUGACCUUUCCUGCCUCCUACCCGGUCAGCAAGCUGCUGGACUGCGUCCUGGGCCAGGAGAUCGGCACAGUCUACAACCGCGAGAAGCUGCUAGAGAUGCUUCGCGUCACCGACCCCUACAACGACCUCGUCAAGGAGGAGCUCAACAUCAUUCAAGGAGCGCUGGAGCUCCGCACCAAGACGGUGGAGGACGUGAUGACUCCACUUCGGGACUGCUUCAUGAUCACUGGAGAGGCAAUCUUGGAUUUCAACACGAUGUCAGAGAUCAUGGAGAGCGGGUACACUCGCAUCCCCGUCUUCGAAGGGGAGCGCUCCAACAUUGUAGACCUUCUCUUUGUCAAGGACUUGGCUUUCGUUGAUCCGGAUGACUCCACUCCGUUGAAAACCAUUACGAAGUUUUACAAUCAUCCUUUGCAUUUUGUUUUCAAUGACACUAAGCUGGACGCCAUGCUGGAAGAGUUUAAGAAAGGUAAAUCUCACCUGGCCAUAGUGCAACGGGUAAACAAUGAGGGAGAAGGGGAUCCUUUCUAUGAAGUGCUGGGAAUUGUCACUUUGGAAGAUGUGAUUGAAGAAAUCAUCAAAUCGGAGAUCCUAGAUGAAACAGAUUUGUACACUGAUAAUAGGACUAAAAAGAAAGUGGCCCAUCGGGAAAGGAAGCAGGAUUUCUCUGCCUUCAAGCAGACAGACAGUGAGAUGAAGGUUAAAAUAUCACCACAGCUGCUCCUGGCAAUGCACCGUUUCCUAGCAACAGAAGUAGAAGCAUUUAGCCCGUCCCAGAUGUCAGAGAAGAUCCUUCUAAGGCUGCUAAAACAUCCCAAUGUCAUCCAGGAGCUGAAGUAUGAUGAGAAGAACAAGAAAGCCCCAGAAUACUACCUCUACCAGCGAAACAAACCUGUAGACUACUUCGUUCUCAUUUUGCAGGGGAAAGUGGAAGUUGAAGCUGGGAAAGAAGGGAUGAAGUUUGAAGCGAGUGCUUUUUCCUACUACGGCGUGAUGGCGCUCACGGCGGCUCCAGUUCCUUUGUCCCUGUCUCGUACCUUUGUUGUCAACAGAACAGAGUUGUUAGCAGCAGGUUCUCCAGCCGAGAACAAGUCACCUCCUCGUCCGUGCGGCUUGAAUCAUUCUGAUUCUCUCAGUAGAAGUGACCGGAUUGAUGCUGUGACCCCAACUCUAGGGAAUAGCAACAAUCAGCUUAAUUCAUCUUUUCUUCAAGUGUACGUUCCUGAUUACUCAGUGAGAGCCCUCUCAGACAUUCAGUUUGUGAAGAUCACAAGACAGCAGUACCAAAAUGCUUUGAUGGCAUCCCGGAUGGACAAAACUCCUCAGUCUUCAGACAGUGAAAACACUAAAAUUGAACUGACUCUUACGGAGCUGCAUGAUGGGUUGCCAGAUGAAACGGCUAACCUGCUCAAUGAACAGAAUUGUGUGACUCACAGUAAGGCCAAUCACAGUCUACAUAGUGAAGGCGCCAUCUAGGACUUCUUCCCCAUCCCUCUCGCCCUGGAUUGUCAUGGUCUGAAGCAGUGUUCUGCCGCGUCGCUGCUCUCCUCGGUCUCCCUAGCAGGACCCCUCUGGCCCUUCUCCCCGUCUGACCGCAAGCCCCAUUAGUAUGUGCUCCUACGCCAUGCUGCCUCCUGCACCAUUCUGAGACCAAAGACUUUGUGCCCUUCCUGGGAACAGCAGAGGGAGCGAUGCAAGGGAUGGCGCGGGAGGCAAAGACCCAGAGCCCCCCGCCAGAAACAGCGAGCUGGAUUCCAGACACGUGCUUCCUCCUGCUCCAAUAGAAUCAUGUUUAUUUUUCCGGCCAGACCUUUUAUCCUGGUUCAUUUGCCUCCUUCUUAGAUAAGCAUGAAGAAGUUUAAAAUUGUUGCAAUUUAUUUUUUCAAGAGAUCAUGUUUUUAAAAGUCUUUUGCAGAGUUUUAAAUUGUUCUUGUUCCGUCUGAACUCUGCCGUGAUCCCAUGAACUGAUCCUGAUUUGGUGGAUUUUGCCCCUCCGCCCCCAUGGUCUCUGGUUUUUCCCAGCAGCCUCCUGGAUAGGCAGCACCAUCAUUCAUGGGAGUCCCUCUCUACCCUGAAGGACACAGUGAAGAAAGCUGGGGUCGAUGUAAGCGCCACAGGACCUACCAAGCUCGCUCUUAUUUGGGAGAGGUUCAGAGAGCAGUCUGCUGACCACGGGGGAUGUGACACUUAGCGGGCCUCUUUCCCUCAGGAAGUCUUAGAAUUUGAUUUGAAAAUGUGGUUUUGUUCCCACACCGGGGAAUUUUAACAACAAAAUAUGUUUUAUUGAAUUUUAAACUUGUUGGAUAAUAGAACAAUGGGCCUGGGGAAUAUUCAGCCUCUCCGACUGGUGUUUGGCCUAAGCAGGGAUCUCAGGUUCAGGUCAGCCUUCCUCCCAACCCUGGGGCAUCCCUUCUCUGCAGGAGAAGGGAGAGGACAAGGAGACCACCCACCCGUUCCUCAGCUUUAAAGAGCUCUAAUUCCAGUUCCCCAAACCUCAUUGUUGUUCAUCCAAGAUGCUGCUAUACUGAUGCCAAAAGGAAAUCUUUUCUGGGGCUUUUCAAAAGAAAUAUGAGAUGGACUCCAAGGCUCCUCCCUCCACAUUGAAAUCUAAUGGUCUGAGAAGGCAUUUCCACUUCAGGUUGUGUUCUUCAAGAUGCAGUAUUCGAGCCUCGGUUUCUGAGGGGGUGGGGACUCACUGGGGACCUUUCAGGGAAACGGCUCUUCGGUUUUCCCUUCUUUCCCUCUUCUUGUUCUUUUAGAUGUCGUUUGGUGGCCAGGUUGUGGAGAGCCACCAGCACUCCAGGCAGCACUGCCAUCUUUGUUGGGGGGUCUGCAGAGCUGGGGGGCAGGACAGGCUGGGCCCCGUAUGGGCUUCCAGAAACCAAAUAUGUGUUAU